Carassius gibelio (silver crucian carp) is the source of this 3056-nucleotide messenger RNA. It is a transcript of the gene tlcd2, whose product is annotated as TLC domain containing 2. The transcript is spliced from 4 exons. Lineage: Eukaryota; Metazoa; Chordata; Actinopteri; Cypriniformes; Cyprinidae. Gene Ontology annotation, biological process: regulation of membrane lipid distribution; phospholipid homeostasis; membrane assembly. Gene Ontology annotation, cellular component: plasma membrane. The record is from RefSeq and is a predicted model, not a curated record. The coding region runs from base 402 to 1136 and encodes 244 amino acids.
UGGGCGGGGAUUCUCUUGUUUGGUUAUUGUAAAGGAGAAAAAGUUACACAAGCGCCAGGAUUUUGUAACGCACACUUUAGCUACUAUAUAAUUGUUGCCACUCGUUACUGUGCCACUAGUGUCUACUUAGCUUUACAUCGGAGUGAACAAACCGAGCGCUGAAUCAAAGAGCUUUGUUUUUUUUAUCAACAAAGAUAGAAUAAUCGAUCGUUUUUUAAUUAUACAAGGACUCUACCAACAGUCUUAUAUGUUUACAUUACUGAAAGUGAAAAUGAAAUAAAUUUCAAGCAACCGGGAUGCAAUUUUGAUUAAAUAACAGAUAAAACGCGAAACGGGUUGAGGUCUAGACGGGCUCGAGAGAUUUGGCUAGUGACAACAAGAUAGAAGCGCGCGCUUAAAAUAUGGAGUUGAAUUCAGUGAUUUUGACCACUGGGUCUUCGGUAGGCUUUUUCAAAUUAGUAAACUAUGGAGUCGGGAAACUUCCCAUCCCCGAGACAGCCCAGAGGAACGUCUGGAAAUGGAAAAACAUCUCCACGUCUUUCGUGCACAGUCUCCUCACUGGAGUGUGGUCCGUGCUUUGUUUUUGCAUGCAUCCCCAGAUGGCUGAGGAUUUGAUAGAAACAUACUCCGUUUUCUCUCACGCCUUGGUAUCUGUAUCAAUCGGGUACUUUAUAUAUGACUUCUUUGAUAUGGUUAUCAACCAGAAGAUCAGUCAUUCAUGGGAGCUCCUUUUCCACCAUGUAGUGGUGAUCACCUGUUUCGGGAUCUCUGUGUUGACCUGUCGGUAUGUGGGUUUUGCCGUGGUGGCUCUGUUGGUGGAGAUCAAUUCAAUCUUUCUGCACCUGAGGCAAGUGCUCCGCAUGGCCAGCCUGGCCAAAAGUACAUUUUACCGCGUCAACAGUAUGAUCAACCUGGGCACCUAUGUAGUGUUUCGCAUCAACACUCUGGCCUGGAUGACCCGCUGGCUGGUGCUAAAUCGUGACCUCAUCCCCCUAAUCAGCUACACCAUCGGCAGCGUGGGUCUGGCCAUCAUGACCCUCAUGAACAUUGUGUUGUUUUACCGCCUGAUGAGAAGUGACUUCAUGAAGUCCAGCCGCGAGAAGGAUGUGAGGAAAGAGAAGGAGAAAGAAAUGUAAGGAGAGGACUCUUCCCACUCCAGCUUCAGCUCCAACCAAAUCCACUCUUAUCGCCACCAUUCCCAGACUUUCGGGAAAAAGUUCCUUCCAACCCACUGACUUCAUUCCUGUAACACCUGAUUGUCGACUAGAUCAAAAUGUACUCAUUUUAUAGACCUCAAGCUGUGCUAAGAUUAUGAUGGCUGUUGUCACACGUUUACAGUUGUCUGACAUGGAUGACAUAUAUUGACACAUGCAACUUUAUGAUCAAAUACUCCUGCAUGAUUUAUACAAUGAAUCAAAACAUUAUCAAUUCUAAUGAACUGGAUCUGUUUACUUUAAUCAAAUCAUAAGCUACCCCAUGGAAUGUAUACAUUAUCUAUUAAAUGUAAGCAAAUAUUCUGCUCAAAUAGGAACUACAUAUGUGGGAUUAAAAAAUGGAAAGAAUAUAUAUAUAUAAGUUUGGGUACCUCAUCAUCCUACUUUUAUAUAGUUUUUAAAUGUACAGUUCGCUCAAAUUUGAUUGAUCUGUUGCCCCUUAAGAGGAGAAUCUGAAUCUCGAUGCUGGAGUCUUCACAGCGAUUAUCAGGUUUAAAACACACUUUCUUACAAUGAAACGGAAUGCAUUUGAGGUUUGACAUCUGACAGGACUUUCAUUGCACAAAUCAUGCCUGUAGAUGGCACCACACACAACACAACACAACAGAGACCUCAUGUUAGCUUAUGCUAAUACUUAGUCUAUAGAGAAGCGAUGAUUAAAGCAGCACUGAUAUUGCUUUAAAUGAGCUGAACUUUUUUUAAAAUAUAUAUAUAUAUAUAUAUAUAUAUAUAUAAUCUUUGUAAUUGUUUAUUUUAUAUAUUUGUAAUUCGUGUGUAAUUAAUAUCACUGAUUACUAUGGUGGGAGGAAAACUGCAAAAAAAAAAAUCACUUUGGAGAGCAAAAUGAAUGGCGGAACACUGUCUUGUGCAAAAUGUUGCGAUUUUGUUUGUGGUUAAAGAAGAACGGUCUUAGUCAAAGUAAAGGCAUUGUUUUGUUUAGCCUUAUUUCACAUACUCCGUGCCAUGGAGAUUGUAGACUGAAUUCUGAAUAUUAUUGAAUUAUAGGCAAGAGUGGCCCGUCUUUCUGGUGGGAAAGUUGACGCACUGGAACCGCAUGUAGCAUCACCGACUUGUGCCACAAAACUAACAAAACUAGUUUUUCAAAGCACCAAAGUUUAUUCAUAAUGUUUGUUUUAAUCUGGUGUAGCCUACUCCUUCCUUAUUUUUACUGUUUGUAGGAAGGCUUAAUAAUUAAGUAAAAAAAGCUACUCAUAUUAAAAUUAUUACAGGAACUUGAAAGCAAGUUAAAUAUGGAAAAAUAUAUGUGCACUGAACUAUUGGCAGCUUCAUAUCGAGUCUAUGUGCUUGUAUAUGUGGUUCCUUAAUUAAGUAACUGGUAUCUGUAUUUAAAUGUGUUUAAAACUGAAAGUGUACAUUUUAGUUUUUGAGAAAAAAAUCCAAUGUGACUUAGAACAAUUUAAAGAUCUUUUCAGCAAUGCGGUUGUCCUUCACUUGACUGUGCAGUUCUGUACUGUGUUUGAAAGAUAAGCUACUGUUGUAUUGUGGAUCUGAUUUGUUUGAGCCUAGUGUUGCAGUGUUUUCCGAAGCCAUAAUUAAAAAGAAAAAAAAAUUACAGCUGGAAAAAAAAUAGAUAUACGCCCGUUUCCCCAGGAGAUCACAACAGGAAAACAGUUUUUUCCUUUUUUUUUUCUUUUUUUUUUUUCUUAACCCUUGAUGUUUUAGUUAGCCUAAUCAUUUAAGUUUUAAACAAUUGUAUCUAAAAUGUAUAUAGCAUAAUUGUAUUUUUGUUUGGAUGAAUUGUUUUGUAAUUAAUAUAAAAAAAAAUAUUUGUAUAUGACCUUUAUAUUGUUAAUCGUGAAAUAAAAUGUUAUUAACAAUUUA